Molecule: messenger RNA, 1760 nt
Organism: Zootermopsis nevadensis
Lineage: Eukaryota; Metazoa; Arthropoda; Insecta; Blattodea; Termopsidae
Source: RefSeq, a predicted model, not a curated record
UUGCCUGUGCCUUCCCCUUAGCGUUUAGCAAUUUUUUUUUUGGAACAGCCGCCGGUUGUACGUUUGCAUGCCGUUCGGAGUAUGUCUGUUAAAUGGGACUGCAGUGACGUUUAUUUUUAUUUAGUAUGACGUAAAUUUAAGUGGAGUCCAUUUUUAAUCUGAUUACUGUGGCAGAAAUCUAAAAGUGCCAAUGUAUUACAAUAAUUGGCCACGCGUUGUAAGGAACAGCAGUCGUAACAAUACAGUUUUGAAAACAAAAUAUUCCUUAAUUUCAAAAUGCUCUUCUAUUGGUGAUUCGUUUCAAGCCGGAGUUAUGACAUUUUAUUCUGCUUUUGCGGGGAGUGCACCAAGCACUGUCGCCGUACACAGUAAUUCCCACGUAUCAAGAUUUUUUGGAGCUCAUGCUACUUUACUGCAAUGCAUCAAACGAGGUGUAAAGGGCUUUCCUCUGUCUUUGAAGGAACAAUCUGUUCACAUUGUUAGAGAGUGUACACAGCAGUGUGAAUGGGUCUUGGCACACAGAAUAAGAAGAUGCCAGCAGAUUUUCAGUCUUUAUAGCAAGCUGUGGGAUGAAGUAGCUUUAAAAGAACUUAUGAAGAAAAUGAGACAUCAGUUGUCAAGGAGAGGGAAAGAAUUCCUUAUGGGUGCUGCUGGAAUGUCGGUGUUUAAUUGGGAAAAGGAAAGAAUUCCUGAUGAAGAGAUUUUGGGCCAUUUAAAUGAACUUGAGACUGUGUAUGAAUUGUUUGACUACACAAUAACAUGUCCGCAGUGUCAUAAGCGCAUGGUGAUUGAUGCAGCUCUUCCCAGUAUUGAUUAUUGCAAGUGUUCAAACAAGGUGCACUGCCUGGAGAAAGGUACCUGUGGAUGGAAACCUUUUUUGGAAAGAGAAGAUUUGCUGGUCUGGAGGAAGGAAGAUGAAGUAUUUCAUGGGCUGUAUGUUUAUAAAGUGUAUGGAAAAUACAAUGAUGUUGCUGCCAGAGACUUCUUGAAAGUGCAGAUUGACACAGAAUUCCGCAAGACAUGGGACAACACUGCAAUUAAUCUGAAAGUUGUGGAACAGGACAGUAAAAGCAACAGCGACAUUGUGUAUUGGGAGAUGAAAUGGCCGCGAAUGUUCUCUAAUAGAGACUAUGUGUUUAACCGCCGUUAUUUGAUUGACCGAGAGACGAACAUUAUCGUGGUCAUUAACAAAGGCACAGAACAUCCCACUGUUCCAGAGGAACCUCAGAAGCAUCGAGUUAAGGACUACUGGUCUUUCAUGGUAAUCAGAGCAUUCAACAGUAUUGAUGAGCCUGGUAUGGAAUUUAGUCUGACAUACUUCGAUAACCCGGGCGUUUCACUGCCUUCCUCAAUAACAGCAUGGGUGGCAAUGACUGGUCUCCCAGACUUUCAGUCUCGUUUGAGACAGGCUGCCAGAGAUUUUAGGAAACACAGAUACCAGAACGACCUAAUUAAACGAGACACCGAUGGGUCUGGAUCAAAACUUAAUACUGAUCCAGGUUUUAAGUCACAGAGUCAGACGAAAUCAAAACCAGGAGAAAGGUGGGAUACUUCGCGAGAACUUGAUAAUAAACUGAACAAAACACCGCUCAGUAGUGAUGGUGAUCAGGCAUCUCCAGUACAAGAACAGUCCGUGAGUUCUUCUGCCUCGAGAAUGUACUUGAAACGGUUUCAUGAAUGGCAAUUAUUCAUCUGAGUUUUAGAAAAGUUUACAGUGGAUCAAAAUAACUUGAAGCACGGAUGACAGUUACGAAUACAUG